This is a messenger RNA of Sclerotinia borealis F-4128, 1440 nucleotides long. The record is from the annotation of a GenBank genome assembly. NCBI's taxonomy places the organism in Eukaryota, Fungi, Ascomycota, Leotiomycetes, Helotiales, Sclerotiniaceae.
AUGCCUGCCACCAUGCAGCAUGUUACGUCGUUCUUUCGAACUCAUUCAUUUGAACUACCUACCGAAGGAAAAAAAGGUUCAAGAAGGAAUUCAAGUAGUAGACCAACUUUAAAAAGUCGCACACCAUCUUCAUCGGCCUCUUCCAUUGCAGAAGAUAAAGGAGCAAAGAUGCACGAUCUUUCUUCCCUUUCUCACAAACGUAUCUCGAUACCUGGUCUUCAUUCGCAAAAAACAUCCUCGAGAUCAAGUCCUCCAAAUCAUGGCGCAACGCUCGACUGUGCCAUUGAAUCACCACCAUUGCUCCUUUACGGUUCUACGAGUGCGAGCACCGGCGCAUUACUCUCUGGUCAAUUGAAAUUGCACAUUCAUGAUGAGAAGUUUGCCAUUGAGUCAUUCAAGAUGCGAUUGGCAGUGGAGGUGACGCAAAAGAAGCCAUUUCAUGCGCAUUGCCAUGAGUGUGCCCAUCAAUCAAAGGAUUUGACUACCUGGAAUUUCCUUCAAGGUCCAGCUACUCUACGAAAAGGCGAACACGACUUCCCAUUUAGCUUUCUCCUUCCCGGCCAUCUACCUGCGAGUAUGAAGGGGACGCUGUCGAAUAUCGAAUACGUUCUGAAGGCCACACUUGUGCCAAAAACUGGCGAGCCGAUGAAACUCUCACACGUUUUGAACAUUAAGCGUGCCAUUAUCCCUCCCGACACACCUCGCAAUUCGAUUCGAAUCUUCCCACCAACGAAUUUGACCGCCAACUGCCAGCUCCCUCCCGUCAUCUACCCCAUCGGCGAAGCAAACAUAUCAAUGCGCAUGAAUGGUGUGGUAAAUCGAAAUGUGGAUGCAAAGACACAGAACCAUUGGAAGUUGAAGCGUUUGACAUGGCGCUUGGAAGAGACACAAAGAGUUAUCUCACCGGCAUGUCCCAAGCAUGCCGCAAAGGUAACAAAGGAAGGCGAGAACAAGAAAGGUGCCGCGCAUCAAGAUAUACGCACGCUAGCUACUGAGGAGAUCAAAUCCGGAUGGAAAGCAAGUUACGAUACCGCGGAUGGAUCCAUUGAAAUCGAAUUCCCAAUUUCUAUUCGUCCGGAUGCGAAACCGAUUUGCGAUACGAAAGCUGAGGAUGGUACGGAAGUUUCCCAUACUCUCAUCGUUGAGAUGAUUGUCUCGGAGGAAUUCGCCCCUAUCCGAAAACCAUCACAAGUAACCCCAACCGGAGGUGCAAGAGUUUUGAGAAUGCACUUCAACCUUAAUGUUACCGAGAGAUCCGGCUUGGGUAUCUCGUGGGAUGAGGAACAACCUCCUUUAUAUGAAAAUGUUCCUGCCAGCCCUCCUACUUAUGUCAACCCGGAAUUGUAUGACGGACCUCCGAUUCCAGAUUAUGAAGAUUUGCCAGCAUUAGAUGGAGGAGUUGGAUAUGUAAAUGGAAAUGGAAAUGGAGCUCAUUUGUAA